This is a messenger RNA of Didymella exigua CBS 183.55, 240 nucleotides long. RefSeq lists its product as uncharacterized. Lineage: Eukaryota; Fungi; Ascomycota; Dothideomycetes; Pleosporales; Didymellaceae. The transcript has a single exon. The record is from RefSeq and is a predicted model, not a curated record. Bases 1 to 180 code for a protein of 59 amino acids.
AUGGUCCGCGACGAUGAGCCGGACGUCUCUAGUGGGAGGAGAGGCUCCGUCUCUGGCGUGUGCUGUGACUGCGAAUUCAUACUGCCGACUUCUACACCACAGGUGCUGUACCCAGACGUCACGGCGCCGCUAGGUCGCUUUCGGCAGGAGCCUAGCGGGAUGCAGCAAGACAACCGCUGAUUUGGUGAAAGCCGCCCGCUGUCAGAGAGAUCUACGUUUGUGUAACACGAAGCGCAGCGG